Molecule: messenger RNA, 1200 nt
Organism: Vigna angularis (adzuki bean)
Lineage: Eukaryota; Viridiplantae; Streptophyta; Magnoliopsida; Fabales; Fabaceae
Product: PLASMODESMATA CALLOSE-BINDING PROTEIN 3
Exons: 4
Coding region: 294-896 (200 amino acids)
Source: RefSeq, a predicted model, not a curated record
AUAAACUUAUAUUACUUAGUACUAUAUAUUAUUUUAUUAAUCUUUACGAAAUACUUAUGCACAUAAUGUUUUACUCAUAAAGGUGCUUGAAAAGUGUACCAGACAGGCUCCCCCCACCUCACCUAUUGUCCAGAAAUCUCCAUUCUUCAAAACUGCUUCCUCUCUUCUGCUUUCCUCUCUCUUUUUUUUCUUCCCUUGGCCUCACACUGGAGUACCCUCUGCUAUUCCCUCCAAAUUCCAUCACAGAAAUUUCUCUUAUACCCUCUCAACAUCCAUCAUCACCAUCAUCAAUCAUGACUCUUGUGAUGUAUUUUGUGCUUUUUCUUGCCUUCACUGGCCAUUCAAGUGCUCUUUACUGUGUAUGUAAAGAUGGUGUGGGUGAUCAAGCUCUUCAGAAAGCUAUAGAUUAUGCAUGUGGUGCAGGAGCUGAUUGUUCCCCUAUUAUUCAAAAUGGAGCAUGUUACCAACCUAACACUGUGAAGGAUCACUGCAACUAUGCUGUUAAUAGCUAUUUCCAGAGAAAGGGUCAGGCUCAGGGAAGCUGUGAUUUUGCUGGUGCUGCCACCCAAAGCCAAAAUCCACCUACUUCAGCAUCCACAUGUGUAUAUCCUUCAAGCCCUGGCAAUGCAGGAACAGGCACCACAGGAACCCCAACAACCACUACACCAACAACAGGCACACCAUCCACCUUGACUCCAACCACUCCCACUGGUACAGGCACCGGCACUGGUACAGGCAGCACCACCACAGGUAACCCUAAUGUGUUUGGAAUUAGUCCAACAUCUUCAACUGGAACAAGCAUCACUGAUCCAAGCAAAGGAGUGGUUCACUUGAAGGACACAUGCAUGUUGCUGUUGUCCUUUGUUCUCACCUUUUUGGUAGUGUUAAUGGUCUAAAUGGAGCAGUUCUUGGAAAAUCUUGGGGGCUUUGUGAUUUGUGUGGAUGAGAUUUUGCAAAUACAGAAGAAGGGUGUUCAUGGAAGUUCAUCAGUUGGAAUCAUCCAGAAGCAGACCCCACUUUAGCCUCCUGUUUCUUGUUUUUGUUGUGUUCCUAAGAAAAAAAAAAGUUAGGGAAUUUGGUUCCUUUUCAGUGGUGAAUAUUUGAUAUGUGACUGCAAACGAGGUGGGACCUCUUCGGUUUCCUUUUGUAUAUUAUUAUAUCUAAUAUCUAUCAUCACUGAGAGAGCCACUAUUUUUUUCA